AUGACAUCCGAUCGUAGUUGGGUUGGUCGUAGUCGAUACAAUGAGUUCAAAUAUAUAACGGAAGAAUACAAGAAUGGUGUGGAUAGUUUUCUUAAAUUUGCUUGUGAUAAUCUUAAAGAUGAAGAUGAAGGCCUUAUGAGAUGUCCAUGUCAAAAGUGUAAAAAUAGGUAUUUCAAAGAUCCUAGUGGUGUGAAAGUUGAUUUGUAUCUUCAUGGGAUUAUGCAAUGGUAUACCAAAUGGGAGUUACAUGGGGAGAAGGAUAUGCCCCGAGUUGAAGUUGGAAUGAGUUCCGGUUGUAAUGAUGAUGCUGACAUGUAUGAUGCUCAUAACAUGCUAAGAGAUUUUGCAGAUGCAAAUAGAUAUUUUGAGAAUUUUGAGGAGGAACCAAAUGCCGAUGCCAAAGAAUUUUACAAUAUGGUGAAUGAUGCCUCUGAACCAAUCUAUCCAAAUAACAAGGAUUACACAAGAUUGUCAUUUGUAAACAAGCUACUACAUUUCAAGAACAAGCAUCAUUGUAGUAAUAAUGGCUUCGAUGAGUUACUUUGCCUUAUUGGAUCGGUGUUACCUGAUGGUCACAAACUUCCCGGGAGCUAUUAUGAGGUGCGAAAGAUGAUAUCGGGUUUGCAUAUGGGAUAUGAAAAAAUUGAUGCUUGUGAAAAUGAUUGCAUGUUAUUUUACAAGGAAGACAUCAACAAGACACAUUGUGAUAUAUGUUAUACAAGCCGAUACAAGGAGCAAAAGGAUCCAAAGAAGAAGAAGAUCGCACGAAAGAUCUUGCGCUACUUUCCUCUUACCCAAAGGUUGCAACGCUUGUUUAUGGCUGAAAAGACAGCUGAGUGUAUGAGGUGGCACCACAACAGAGUUGUAGUUGAAGGCCAGUUAUCUCACCCCGCUGAUGGUGAUGAGUGGAAGCAUUUUGAUAGUAGAUUCCCGCACUUUUCAAAGGAGAUUCGAAAUGUUAGACUUGGCCUUUCCACUGAUGGAUUUGACCCAUUUCGUGAUGCACAUGCAAGGGAAUACACAGUGUGGCCUGUGGUGGUUGUGGUGUACAACCUUCCUCCAUCUAUGUGCACGAAGGCUCCGUACAUGUUCAUGCCUCUUCUCAUUCCUGGACCGAGUGAUCCUACAAAAGACCUUCAUGUUUAUCUUCGACCACUAAUUGAUGAAUUGAAACUAUUGUGGCACACCGGGGUGGAAACAUAUGAUAGAUUCUCACGUACCAAUUUCAUGAUGAAGGCAACACUAAUGUGGACAAUCAGUGACUUUCCCGCACUUGCCAUGCUUAGUGGAUGGUCAACUAAAGGCAAGUUGUCUUGUCCAGUUUGUAUGGGAGAAGUUAAAGCCACUCAACUAAAACAUGGUGGUAAACCUAGCUUUUAUGGCACUGCUCGAUAUUUCUUGGACCAAGAUGAUCCACUUAGAAGGAGUACAAAGUUCGGUAGAACUAAGGCACUAUCAGUCACAUAUCGACAUUCUGGAAUAAUAGCAAAGACAAUGUGCGAGCAGAUACAGUUUCCCCCUCCGGGAAAGACAACCUGGAGAAAACCCAGGGAUUAUGGUGUGACACAUAAUUGGACUCACUUUUCACCAUUUUUUGAGCUCCCGUAUUGGGAGACACUUAGACUUCGUCAUUGCAUUGAUGUCAUGCAUACUGAGAAAAAUGUUUUUGACAACAUAUUUUGCACAUUGAUUAAUGACAAAAAGAAGUCGAAAGACAACUUGAAGGCAAGACGUGAUUGCAUGGAAUUGGGUAUACAUCGUGAGUUGUGGAUAAAAGAGGAUGGCACAAUACCAAGCGCGCCAUACGUGCUUUCUAGGGAUCAGCUCCAUUUGUUGUUCAGGUGGAUUUCUAAACUUCAACCUCCUGACGGGUACGUCUCAAAUAUAGCCAGGUGUGUGAAUUUUGAAAAGAACUCUAUUCAUGGUAUGAAAUCACAUGAUUGUCAUAUUUUUAUGCAAAAGCUGUUGCCUAUCGUUUGUCGUGACUUGCUACCGAGACAUGUAGCCGACGUUCUUAUUGAGUUGUCCAAUUUCUUUCAAGAUUUGUGCUCAGCUAAUUUGAAAUACAGCGACUUAGAAAAAAUGGAGAAAGACAUAGUGAGAAUAAUGUCCAAGCUUGAAGUGAUCUAUACUCCUAGUCUUUUCGAUCCAAUGGAGCAUUUGCCGCUACAUUUAGCUACCGAGGCCAAGUUGGGUGGCCCAUGUAAUGGGAGAUGGAUGUAUUUUGUUGAAAGAUACUUGCACAACUUGAAAUUGAAAGUAAAAAACAAAGCUCGAGUAGAGGGUUCGAUUGCAGAACGAUAUAUUGAGGAAGAGUGUGUCCACUUUUGUUCGUUAUAUUUCGACUCUAAAGUGGCAACAGUGCAUAAUCAACUUCGGCGAAAUGAGGCACCCCGACAAUCUCAUGAUCCCAAUUUGUUAGAAGUUUACACCUAUCCGACACUACUUGGUUUACGUAUUAGAGAUAGAUACUUGAGUGAUGAUGAACAUAAACUUAUAAAAUAUUAUGUUCUUAUCAAUUCACCCGAGGUUGGAAAAUAUUUGCGUGGAUUCCAACGGUUGGUAAAGAAGCAUUACCCGCAUUACAAUGAUGCUCAAAUGGAUGAAAUUCAAAAGGAACAAUUUACGGAUUGGUUUGAAAGAAGGGUACAACAUGAUGAAGAGCUAAAGGAGAAAUUUAUGGAAUUAAUAAGAGGUCCUAUAUUUAAAGUUGAAUCCUAUAAAACAUGCAAGUGCAAUGGUUACAAAUUUGCUUGUGUAAAUCCUCAUGACCUCACUUCAUCUAACUCCGGCAUCGUUGUGAUUGGAACUUCUUACAAAGAAAGUUAUGAAAAUAAUUAUGGACGAUUGGAAGAAGUUCUAAAGCUUAAUUAUCAUAAUGGUCAUGAAGUUGUAGUAUUCAAAUGUCAUUGGUUUGAUCACACAAGGCACGUCAAAGUUGAUAGAAAUCGGAUUACUACGGUGGAUAUCAAAUCAAAGUUAAAUGUUGAAGAUGUGUUUGUGUUGGCUAGUCAAGCUCAUCAAGUAUAUUAUGCGCCAAGUAUAUCAAAUCCGAAGUCAUCGUGGUACACAAUUCUAACAACAAAGAGUCGAGAAGUAAAUGAAAGCGUGACAUCUAAAGAAACAAAUAGAGCAAAUGAAGAUGCUUUCCAAAAUGAGGUAUCAAAUUCGUCAUCAUCAAAUGUGGAAAGAGUGAUUAUUCGUGAUCCCACGAAUUUUUUUAUUGAUUUGACAAUGUUUGAAAGCAAUCAUUUGGAUGACUAUGAAGAAGAACAAAUUACAAGUGACAAUGAAGAUCGAAAUGAAGAUAUGAAUGAUGAUGACCAAAGUGAUAAUGAUGAUUUAGUUUAA
Messenger RNA from Daucus carota subsp. sativus, 3351 nucleotides. RefSeq lists its product as uncharacterized. The record is from RefSeq and is a predicted model, not a curated record. The transcript has 4 exons. The coding region runs from base 1 to 3351 and encodes 1116 amino acids. NCBI's taxonomy places the organism in Eukaryota, Viridiplantae, Streptophyta, Magnoliopsida, Apiales, Apiaceae.